AAAGGAGAUGGGGAUAUAGGGGUUGGAUUGGGAAAAGGUAUCGAGAGAGGGAAGCGUCCCGGACCACGGUGAUGAAAACAUAUUCCCUUGUGGGGGCCUAGCAUAUUCUCCUUCUUGUUCGCGGCCGUCGCGCUCUUCUCGCUCGCCGGUGGGCUGAAAGGUGAAGUCUCAGAAUUGUUGAAGAGGAGAAGUGUUCGAAAGGGAUCACACCUCAAACCUUCCCUGGAAAACUGCAAUUUUGGCAGCGUGUACCUUCAGAGAUCCCACUCAGGUCCCCUACUUUUUGUAUCCUUUUAGGUCCGGUAAAACACGCGCAGAGAUCGAGAUGACGAACUCCUCAGGAAAGAAGAGGCAGAAGAAAGAAGAGCGGAAGCAGAAGCAGAAGCAGAAGCAGAAGCAGCAGCAGCCGCAGCAGCAGCAGCAGCCGCAGCAGCAGCAGCAGCCGCAGCAGCAGCAGCAGCAGCAGCCGCAGCCGAGGUCGAAGCCGAAGCCGAAGCCGAAGCCGAAGCCGCAGCAGGAAAACCCUAACGUAGCGGAAGCCACGCGGGUUCAAAUAUCGGAACUGCUAGAAAAGUUCCGGGCAUCAAAAAAUGCAGUAUACGUAUUUGAGACCAACCUGACAAAUCGUGAACGUGCGGUGGUGCAUGAAGCAUGCAGGAAAAUGGGUAUGAGGUCAAAAAGUUCUGGGCGUGGGAAUCAGCGGCGUGUUUCAGUUUAUAAAACUAAGAAGAAGGUGGACACCAUGAAGGGGAAGGAAAGUCUUACUCGUGUAACAUUUUCAGAAGAGUCGAAAGAGGUUUUACGUAACUUAUUUACAUGUUAUCCACCUGAUGCUGGUGGAGUUGAACUUGAAAUUGGUAAACCUAAAGGUGAGGCUGAUAGAGUUCCAAGAAAGAGAGAUGAUAUUUUCAGCAAGCCUUUAAUGAGCAAGGUGGAAAUUAAAAAGAAGGUGCAAGCACUUGCUUCUAGGAUGGAGAAGACUUCAAAUUUGAGACAGAUUACUGAAGAGAGAUCUAGGCUUCCAAUUUCUUCCUUCAAGGAUGUCAUCACAUCAGCAAUUGAAUCUAAUCAGGUUGUGCUUAUAUCUGGUGAGACUGGCUGUGGGAAAACUACGCAGGUACCACAAUAUCUUCUCGAUUAUAUGUGGAGUAAGGGCGAGACAUGUAAAAUUAUAUGUACUCAGCCUCGACGUAUAUCAGCCACAUCAGUUGCUGAAAGAAUCUCUUACGAAAGAGGAGAGGAUAUUGGUGACAAUGUUGGAUACAAGAUACGGUUGGAGAGGAAAGGUGGGAGGAACUCAUCCAUUGUGUUUUGCACAAAUGGGGUUCUAUUAAGGGUGCUGGUUUCUAAGGGCUCUGGAACCUCAACAAAAGCUUCAAGUAAAUCUGCAAGUGCUAAUGUCUUUGAUAUAACCCACAUUGUUGUGGAUGAAAUACAUGAAAGGGAUUAUAAUUCUGAUUUCUUGCUAGCAAUUCUCAGAGAUAUGCUUUCUUCAUACCCUCAUUUACGUCUGAUACUGAUGAGUGCUACAAUUGAUGCUGAACGAUUUUCAAAAUAUUUUGGUGGCUGCCCUAUUAUCCGUGUUCCUGGGUUCACUUAUCCUGUCAAAACUUUCUACUUGGAGGAUGUUCUUACUAUCCUAAAAUCAGCCGAAGAUAAUCACCUUGAUUCUACUUCAAAUGUUCAAAGUGAGGUUGCUGAGCUAUCUGAGGAAUACCGAGUUGCAUUAGAUGAGGCUAUUGAUUUGGCUUGUACAAAUGAUGAAUUUGAUCCUCUCCUUGAUUUGAUUUCUUCUAAUGGAACACCAAAAGUUUUUAAUUACAAGCAUUCUUCAACUGGAGUAACGCCAUUAAUGGUGUUUGCUGGAAAAGGUAGAGUGGGUGAUGUUUGCAUGCUCCUCUCUUUUGGUGCUGACUGCCAUUCACUGGCCAAGGAUGGCACAACUGCACUAGAGUGGGCUGAACGAGAACAGCAGGGAGAAGCUGCUGAGUUAAUUAAAAAGCAUGUGGAAAAUGCCCUUCCUAACUCCAUGGAAGAACAAAUGUUACUUGAUAAAUACCUAGCAACCAUCAAUCCUCAACUUAUUGAUGUUGUUCUUAUAGAGCAGUUAUUAAGGAAAAUAUGUGUUGAUUCAAAGGAUGGAGCCGUCCUCGUAUUUCUUCCUGGAUGGGAUGACAUAAAUAAAACUCGCGAAAGAUUGCUGUCUACUCCUUUUUUUACAGAUGCUUCCAAGUUUGUGAUAAUAUCUCUUCACUCCAUGGUCCCAUCUGCAGAACAAAAGAAGGUUUUUAAGCAUCCAUCCCCUGGUUGCCGCAAAAUUAUUCUUUCAACCAACAUUGCUGAAACUGCGAUUACCAUUGAUGAUGUUGUUUAUGUUAUAGACAGCGGUUGGAUGAAAGAAAAAAGUUAUGACCCUUACAAUAAUGUGUCAACUCUUCAGUCUUCUUGGAUUUCAAAAGCAAGUGCUAAGCAGCGAGAGGGGCGUGCAGGCCGUUGUCGGCCCGGAAUCUGUUAUCAUCUUUAUUCCAAAAUACGAGCAGCAUCUCUGCCAGAUUUUGGAGUUCCUGAAAUGAAAAGAAUGCCGAUCGAGGGACUUUGUUUACAGAUAAAGUUGCUUGAUCAAAAUUGCAAAAUAGAAGCUUUCUUACAAAAGACAUUGGAUCCACCUGUUUUCAAAACAAUACAUAAUGCAAUUAUUGUUCUUCAAGAUAUUGGGGCAUUGUCACUUGAUGAAAAUCUGACAGAACUUGGGGAGAAGCUAGGUUCCCUGCCUGUUAAUCCUCUAACGAGCAAGCUGCUUUUCUUUGCCAUUUUGCUGAAUUGCCUUGGCCCAGCUCUGACUUUUGCAUGUGCCUCCGAAUACCGAGAUCCAUUUUCCCUUCCUAUGUUGCCCGAUGAAAAGAAGAAAGCUGCAGCUGCUAAAGCUGAGCUUGCUUCAUUGUAUGGUGGUCAUAGUGAUCAGCUAGCUGUCAUAGCAGCAUUUGACUGCUGGAAAAAAGCCAAGGAAAGAGGGGAAGCAGCUCGUUUUUGCUCUCAGUACUUCAUCUCAUCAAGGACAAUGAAUAUGCUUUCUCGUAUGCGUAACCAGCUCCAGGAUGAACUAAUCCGGAAGGGUUUCAUUCCAGAAGAUGUGUCAAGUUGUAGCCUUAAUGCAAAGGACCCUGGUAUCCUCCAUGCAGUUCUUGUGGCUGGUUUGUAUCCAAUGGUAGGGAGAUUGCUUCCGCCUUACAAAAAUGGUAGACGGUGGCUUGUACAGACUGCCAGUGGUGACAAAGCCCGGUUGCACUCUCAGUCCAUUAAUUUCAAUCUAUCAUUUAAAAAGUCUGAUGAUCAGCCAUUGCUUACAUAUGAUGAGAUAACCCGUGGGGAAUAUGGCUUGCACAUAAGGAGCUCCACUGUUGUUGGGCCGCUUCCUCUAUUAUUGCUUGCGAGAGAAAUAGUUGUGGCACCUGCACAUCAUAAUGAUGAUGAGGCUGGGGAUGAUGAUGAGAGUGAUGAUGAAUGUACUAGUGAAAAUGACACUGAAGAUUAUGAAACAUUGAAUAAUAAGUCAGGUAGAGGGAAUUUUAUGUCUUCCCCUGAUAAUGCAGUUAUGGUGGUUGUUGAUCAAUGGCUUUCUUUUGAGUCAACAGCACUUGAAAUCGCUCAGAUUUACUGCUUAAGAGAGCGUUUAUCUGCAGCAAUUCAGUUCAAAGUAAAAUAUCCUUGGGAAGUUAUUCCUCCAGUUCUUGGGGCUUCUAUAUUUGCAAUAGCCUGCAUACUGUCUUAUGAUGGGCUUUCUGGGAUUUCUUUGCCGUUGGAAUCUGUUGAUUCACUGACUUCAAUGGUAAAUGCUACUGAGAUUGACAAGUCUGCACCGGGUAGGAGAGAGAGAGGGCAGAAUUUGAAUGAUUUUCUUAAAUCACUAAUGGGGAAUGAUGUAUGCCAUAACCCUCAUUAUCACAGUGCGUCUCCUGAUUUCAGGGCGAAGCAAGGUUGGAAUGGGGUGUCAAGCUGCAAUGCACAGCCCUUUUGUACCUCAGCAGGCACAAGCGCCCAUCAGAGAUCUCAAUCCCUACUUAGCAGUGAUGUGUGCAAUAGUAAUUGGAGUAGUGUGUCGAGCAUCAAUUUGCACUCCACUUGUACUUCAACAGGCGUGCACACAUUUCAGGGACCUCAAUCAGUAAUGGGGCAUGAUGUGCACCAUAACUCUCAUUAUCAAAGAAGUAUGUCCACUGAAAUUCACGCACAGAAAAAUUCAACGAGUCCAUCAAGCUGCAAUUUGCAGCCUCCUUGUACUACAGCAGGCAAGAAGAAGACAAGCAGAAGGACUAAAUCACAAAGUCCAAGUUUGGCAGGGUAUGGUUUGGGUACUUAUGGACCAUAUGGUCCUAGAGGGGAUUCCUUCAAGCGGCAGCGCGGGAAUGGGUCUGGAUAGUUUGAUAAUGAUAGGUAAUAUAACAUUUUUUAGGGGAUGAGUGGGAGGUGGAGAUUGAGCUUAAGAUCUCAGUUGUAACUUAACACUUUCCUAUUAGGCAGUGAUGGAUCUGUAGUCUACAAAAUGCCAGUUUUAUUAAUGUUUUUGCAACACCUACUCCAUGGUGACCCAUGUGAGAGAUGAUGCAAGCUUGGUUAUUUUUGGGAACUUCUACAGGUGAAAAUGCUGUUGUCAACCUUUCUGCACUCGAGGUUAAUCAGUAGCGCCAAUAUGCACUGCUUACUGAGGUCUGAAGUUGUGUUCCCGCUGGCGGAUGAAACCACACUUCCUUUCUAAUGGUGGUGUUGCAUCUCCCUUGAUGAUCGAAGUGUCCAAGUUAUACAGUUGCAAAGCUGGUCGUAGGACCCAAAACAGAGCAACUGCUGUAGAGUUCCAUUUGAUGGUGAUAAUUGGAAGUUCUAAUCCUGGAAUAUUUCCAUUGCAGGGAUGGUUUGCUAAGUCAUGCAAGUGACAUUUUUGACAUGGAUAAAUGAAAGUCCGAUAACCAAAUUUGCGUUUCCUGGGACUAAUGCUGGACAGAUUAUGUUAAUGGCUUAGGGCUAUCAAUGGGGAGACCAUUAUUUAAAGUCCAACCCAUUGAGUCUGAUUAAACCUAGAUCAUGUAAUUCUUUUACAUUGCGUAGGAAAAUGUUACUAAAAUUAUAAUUUAAGAAUCUGUUUUUUAUUAUUAUUAUUUUUAAUAUAUUAAUUAGAGGAAUAAUUUAUUU
This is a messenger RNA of Malania oleifera, 5184 nucleotides long. Its product is annotated as DExH-box ATP-dependent RNA helicase DExH6-like. Gene Ontology annotation, molecular function: RNA binding; ATP binding. The transcript has 14 exons. Gene Ontology annotation, cellular component: intracellular anatomical structure. Lineage: Eukaryota; Viridiplantae; Streptophyta; Magnoliopsida; Santalales; Ximeniaceae. The record is from RefSeq and is a predicted model, not a curated record. Bases 326 to 4417 code for a protein of 1363 amino acids.